Molecule: messenger RNA, 6007 nt
Organism: Paramecium sonneborni
Lineage: Eukaryota; Ciliophora; Oligohymenophorea; Peniculida; Parameciidae
Source: the annotation of a GenBank genome assembly
AUGGAUGUAGCAGUCUCAGAUUAAUGUAACUGUGAGAAGCUUCUAUCAUAAGCUGAUUGCAAGGCAAAAUAAGGAUGUUUCUGGUCUACAACAAAUUCUAUAUGUUCAAAAAUGGAUUCUGGAAGCAGUUCCACUGAAGGAUUUUGUGGAUCAAUAAGUGAUAGCAACACCUGUUCUAAAACAAAAGGUUGCGCUUAUAUAGACUCUGUAUGUUAAAUAUUUGCUGGCUGUUCAGCAUAUAAAGGUGCAACAGAUGCUGAAUGCUAAGCUAUAUCAAAACAAUGUAAUUCAGAUGGACAAGCAUUUUGUAUUGAUCCUGGAACUUGUACAACUUAUAAAACAUAAGAAGAUUGUACAGGAAAGGGAAGUAGUGGAGGAUCAGGUACAUGUGUUUGGGAUACAGUCUGUAGAGAAUAAAAAUGUACUGAAGCAGAUGUUACUUUUAACACAGAUGCUAAAUGUAAUAACUUUAUCAAAGGAUGUGUUACAACAGGAAAAGGAUGUACAAGUUCCUUAGGAUAAUGUUCAGCUUAUAGUGGAGAUAUAGAAAGUUGUGAAGGAUUAAAAGGAUCGGAUGGUUAUUGUAAAGGAGUAGAAGGAAAGGAUAAGUGUACAGUAAAAGUAUGUAUUGAUGCUGAUGUAACGUUAACGACAAACGAAGCCUGUGCUAAGUAUUAGAUUGGUUGUGUUACAAAUGGUUAUGGGUGUGUUAAGUCUCCUUUGGGAUCCUGUUCUACUUAAACCGGAGACAAUUUAGUAUGUGCAAAUAAGAUAGGAUAAGAUGGUAAGUGCAAAGGAGUAACUGAAGGAAAGACAUGUAGCGUUGUUGAAUGUAAAGAUGCUCCUGAAACUCAUUCAGCUGAUGAAGAAUGUUCUAAGUACAAGUCUGGAUGUGUUACUACAGGCAAAGGGUGUACUACUCAAAAAGGUGUUUGUGCUUCAUACAAAGGAACUUCUUCAACAUGUGAUGGAUUUGUAGGUUCUGAUGGUAAAUGUAAAGGUACAUCAGAUACUGAAACUGCUUGUUCUGCAAAAGUCUGUAAAGAUGCUGAUUCUACUUUGGAUACUGAUGCUAAAUGUGAUGAUUAUUAGACUGGAUGUAAAACAACUGGUAAAGGUUGUAUCUCUACUUUAUCAAAUUGUUCUUCUUAUACUGGAGAUUCUACGAGUUGUGAUGGAUAUAUAGGUCUUGAUGGUAAAUGUGCUGGUGGGGCUAGUAGUGGUAGCUGUUUCCCUAAAAAAUGUUCAGAGGCUUCUCUUUCAUUAUUGCUACUGGAACUGAUGGUUGUAUGGAUGCUGGUAUGUGUAGUACAUUAGAGAAUAACAAUCAAUGUGAUGGAAAAUCAACUUGCUAAUGGACACCUUAAUGUGUUUAAAAUGUCAAUUGUAGUGAUCUUAAAACUGAAAUUUUAUGUAAGCAUGUUACUUUGUAAAAUAAUAAGACUUGCUGGUGGGUCAAUAGUGCUUGUGUGGCUAGAACAUGUGAUUAAGCACCCUCAUCAUAUAAUACAGAUUCUCUGUGUGAUGGCUUCUUAAAGGAAUGUUUAACAAAAAAAAACGGUUGUCUUGCUCCUACUGCUAGUUGUAGUAGCUAUUAAGGAACUAAAACAACAUGCGAAGGAUUCACUAUUAAAUGUACAAAUUCCAAUGAUGCUACUGAUACAACUGUUUGUACUGAUCCUGUUUGUACAGAAAAUACUGUUGGUACAACUGAUGAAGCUUGCAAAUCAUAUCAUAUAAAUUGUUUAACAAAAGGCACAGGAUGUAUAGCUACAAGUGCAGCUUGUACUGCAUAUCCAGGAACUAGCACAGAAAUUUGUGGGAAAUUCAAAGGCUCUAAUUAAGCCAUACCUUGUUGGUGGAAAGCUGGAACAAAUUGCUCAGAUAGAGCAUGUGUUGAUGCUGAUAAUUCUAAUACAACAGAUGAUUUAUGUGAUAAAUUCUUAAAAGGGUGUGUAACAACUGGAGCUGGAUGUGCUCCAAGUUCUUAAAUAUGUACUUCUUAUUCAGGUUUAAAUUAAGCAGGUUGUUUAGCAUUAAAAAAAGGAUGUGCAAAAAGGGAAGCUUGUACAGCUGAACCAUCAUGUGAAAGUUUAACAGGUACAACUAAUUAAGCAAGUUGUGAUGCAGUAUUGCCAAAUAGAUGCAUGUUUGUUAAUAGUUCAUGUGUUUCAAAAGGAGCUUGUAAUACUUAUAGUGGUAAUUCAUAGGCUGCUUGUAAAGAUUUAGUUAAUGCAAGUGGGGUUAAGUGUUAUUGGGCAAGUGGUAGUAAUUGUACUGAAUAAACAUGUGCAGGUAUAACAGGUGCAACUAAUUAAGCAAGUUGUGAUGCAUUAUUACCAAAAAAAUGUAUGUUUAUUAGUGGUUCAUGUGUUACAAUCGGUGCUUGUAGUACUUAUAGUGGUAAUUCAGUGGCUGCUUGUAAAGAUUUAGUUAAUGCAAGUGGGGUUAAAUGCUAUUGGACAAGUGAUAAUAAUUGCACUGAUAGAACCUGUGCAUAAAUAACAAACCAACAAAUAUAUAGAGUUGUACAGAUCAUUUACCUGAUUGUGCGAGAAAAACAAAUGGUUCUGCAUGUGAAAAUAUAACUUGUAGCAAUGCUACAACUCCAAGUUCUGAAGCUGAUUGUACAAAUUAUCAUCCAACUUGUCAUUAUGGUAAAGUAGCUGGAACAAAUGCAUGUAAUUUAGGUCUUACUUGUUAAGCUUUUGGUCCAUCAGAAUCUGGCAUAUGCCCUUCAGUGAUUACCGCAGAUGGUCGUUAAUGUAAAGCAACUACACCGCCUGAUAUAUAAUCUUGUAGAGAUGAUGAGUGCACUGGUCAUGCUUAAGAAGUUUGCAAAACAAAAAAAGUUAUUCAUUAUGGUUAAUUUUAAGGAAGUAAACCAGCUUAAUUAUGUUUUUAUGAUGGAAGUAAUUGUGUAGAAAGAUCCUGUGCAAAUGCAAAAGCACAUCUUGGAGGUUCUGUUUCAUCAUUUUCUUAAUGUAAUUCAUAUUUUGAAGUAUGUGUAUUUUCAAAGCCUGCUACUGGUGCUACAUGUGUAGAUGGAAAUACCAAAGAUGGAAAUACCUUUGGAUGCUAAUUACUUGAGGGUACUUAAGAUGAAUGUGAUACUUUGACAGGUAAAUAUAAAGUUGGAUCUGGUCUUAAUGCUUAUUGGGAAUAUAGAUUAUGUGCUAGACAUAAUACAGUAGGGGCAGUUUCAAAUUGUGUAGAUAGAACAUGUGCUUUAAAAACUGAUGGAAAUACUGAUGCCAUUUGUUAAGCAUGGUUACCAACUUGCAAGACUAAUGGACAAAGUUGUGUAAAUAUUUCUACUCCAUGUACAACUAUGACUGGAACUUCAGAGAGUUGUUAAUUACUUACUGCAACAGUAUUAGGAUCUAAAUGUUAAGGAAAUACUUCUGUUAAUGGAUCCUGUGUUGCAAAAAGAUGUUAAGAUAAUGGAACAGCUACAACUGAUGCAGAUUGUAAAAAAUUUAUGGAUGGAUGUAUUACCACAGGUAAAGGAUGUAUUGAUGGAACUACUAAAUGUAGUGGUUAAUGGGGUAAUUUAGAUGGAUGUAAAGUAUUAAAUGGAAAUGGGGUACCAUGCUGGAGUCUAUCUUUAACUACUAAAGGAGCAUGUAUUGAUAAAAUCUGUAGUCAUAAUACUACUGCUACUACUGAUACUGAUUGUGAAGCCUUUUUGAAAGGUUGUGUUACCAAAAGACCAGGUUGUAUUGAAGUUACAGCUGAAUGUUCCGCUUAUUAAGGUGUCUAAGCGGAUUGUGAAAAAGCUAUCGGUAAUGGUAAAUCAUGUACUAAUGAUUCUACUGCUACUGUCACCACUCCCUGCAAAGUUAAAGAUUGUUCUAAAUUUUCUGCUGAUACGUACUCUGAAUAAAUAUGUCAAAGUUAUGGUGUGUAAUGUCAUUAUAAUGGAACUAAAUGUGAUGUUAUUUAAUCAUGUUCUUAGUUGAAGGGUAACUUUAUCACAUGUACUCAAUUUAUUGCUUCGGAUGGACCUUGUGUUGGUACUGCUCUAUAAACUGAAAUAUCAACUAGUUGUUCUGCUGCUAAAUGUUCAGAUGCACCUUCUACAUUAACUAUUGAUGCUGGAUGUGAUAAAUAUAAAAAAGGAUGCAAAACUAAUGGACGUGGAUGUGGAACAGCUAUAUAAUGUUUAGAUGUAUAAAAUUCUUCAUCAUGUGCUGCUGUUAAAAGUGUAAAUGAUUUUAUUUGUACAUGGGCAUCUCAAUGUAGAGAUAUUCAAUCAUCAUGCAGCAGUUUUACAGCUAGUGGAUAAAGUGUAUGUGCAACAUCGAAAUCUACUACUGGAUUCGGACUUUGUAUUUGGAAAAACAGUGCAUGUACAGAAGCAUAAUGCGAAGACUUACCUUUAUCAAUUAGUUCAGAAACAGAUUGUGUUUCAUAUUCUAAAACUUGUACUUAUGGAGGAGCUGGUUGUGUUACAAAAGGAGCAUGUACCACUUAUAUAACAAAAGAAGCUUGUACAGCAGCAAAAUCUACAGAUUUAAUUGGAAGUUGCACUUGGGAUGAAACAGUAAUAACAAGUACUUAAAUAAAAGGAUGUAGAACAAAAGAUUGUUAAGAUGCAUCAAAUACAUUAACAAAUGAUUCUGAUUGUGAUGCAUUCAUAUAAGGCUGUGUUAGUAAUGGUGCUGGAUGUAUGAAAUCUACAUUUACAUGUGAUAUGUUUAAGACAUAGGUUAAAUGUCUUUAAGAUUCUUCCCUAUAACCAUGUCUUUGGAAUAAUAAUGCUUGUCAGCAAUAUUAUAAGUGUUCAGAUUUAUCAUUAAAAACAGUAGCAACUUGUUAGGCAGCUUCAAAGUAUUGUACAACAGAUGAAAUUAAAUGCACUUCCUUAAAGAUAUGUGCAAAUUAUACGAAAUAAAUAUAAUGUUUAAAAGGUACUGAUGGUAUUUGUGGUUGGGUAACAUCUACAAAGAAAUGUCAAUAGUUUACUUAAUGUACAGAUUUGGUUUCGAAAGUACUUACAGAAUGUUAAACCUUCAAUUCUAAAUGUAUUAGCAAUGGAACAAACUGUAUAGAGAUGGGUGAAUGUUCCAUUUAUGCUGAUAGUGAAGCUGCUUGUAAGACUGGAGGAACAGAUGGUGCUUGCCAAUUUGAUAAAGAUACAUCAGCAUGUAGAUUAAGACAAUGUUCUGAUGCAACUACUUCUACUUCAACUCAUAAUGGAUGUUUUGGAUAUUAAAUAAAUGCAACAACUAAAUGCACAACGGAUGGAUCUAAAUGUAUUUCUUUAGGUGACUGUCCAUCUUAUUAAAAAUAAGCUAGUUGUGUUUUAGAUAGUUAAUUCAAAGCUUGUAUAUGGGAUACUACAGCCAAAUAAUGUAAAACGAAGACUUGUUAAGAUACUAAAAAGACUAAGAGUUCUGAAUGUGCUCUUGCUUUAGCUGGAUGUAUCUCAGAUGGAACAAAAUGUAUAGAUUAAGGGAAAUGUGCAGAUUACACAACUAAAGAAGCUUGUUCUGCAGGUGGAAAAGAUGGUUCUUGUGCAUUUACUGCAGCUUCUGGUUAAACUACAACUGGAACAUGCAAAUUAUUUACUUAAUGUUCAGAUGCUAAUUCAGAUCAAAUUGCUUGUCAAUCUAAAUCAUUAACAUGUAAAUGGACUGCUGCAGCUGGUACUACAACUAGUUCCUGUACUAAUCAUACUUGUGAUUCAGCUGCUAAAAGAACUGCUAAAUGUGUCACUGUCCCAAGUUUCGAUAGCAAAAGAUACACUGUCUGUAUGUUACAAAAUGGAAAAUGUGUUACUGGAGAUCCAAGUGCUUUAACUCAAGAUACAUGUUAUAAAAUGAGUUAAUAUACCUACAGUUGGAAUGGUGAUACUAAAAAAUGUAUUGCCUGUGGAGCUGGAACUUCUAACACAAGCAAUAACACCACAAUUGUUAUUAAUAAUUAGAACAACGUAACUGAUCCUACUGCCCAAGGAUUCUAUCUACAUAUCUUACCCCUUAUGGUUUUCUUAUUUGUUUGA